Molecule: messenger RNA, 3623 nt
Organism: Cyclopterus lumpus (lumpfish)
Lineage: Eukaryota; Metazoa; Chordata; Actinopteri; Perciformes; Cyclopteridae
Gene: stk35
Product: serine/threonine kinase 35
Exons: 3
Coding region: 209-1516 (435 amino acids)
Biological process (GO): positive regulation of autophagy; autophagosome organization; autophagy
Cellular component (GO): cytoplasm; autophagosome
Molecular function (GO): ATP binding; protein serine/threonine kinase activity
Source: RefSeq, a predicted model, not a curated record
CGCCACGCCCUCCGUUCUCCGUGGGAGCUUGGACAUUUUGUCUAUGAAGGUAAACUGGUCCCUACUGUUCGUCACCAACAGCGACAAAGCUCCACGCUGCUGACAGGCUGGCGUGUAACCUCUCCGGACGUCAACCAGACAGACGUAAGGACGUCAAACUUUAUUAGUUUAGAGUUUAAGUAAUGAGAGAUAAACACGUCCUCCCUUCAUGCUUACUUUCAACAAAGAAGAAGUUAUGGAUAUUUGCGACGGGAAGAAGAGGAGACAGGUAAGCGGCGGCGUGCGGGGCUGCAGGCGGAGCGUGGCCGUGAAGAUGAAGCGGGAGGCGGGCAAAGUCCUCCGCUCCCUGACGGUGGAGGACAACAACCGUACGGAGCCCAUGGAGGAGGUGGAGGAGGAGGACGACGACGACGACGACGACUGCUUCUCCAUUAGCUUCCUCCGGAACGACCGGCUGGAGCCCGCCGUGGCGGUGUCUCCGCGCUACAGCCUGCUGCGGGAGGUCGGCCGGGGGAGCUACGGGGUGGUUUACGAGGCCGUGGCCCGGAAAACGGGAGCCAGGGUGGCGGUGAAGAGGCUCCAGUGCGACGCUCCGGAAAACGUGGAGCUGGCGCUGGCCGAGUUCUGGGCGCUGACGAGCCUCGAGAACCGGCACCAGAACGUGGUCCAGCUGGAGGAGUGCGUCCUGCAGAAGAAGGGCCUGGCGCAGAAGAUGAGCCAUGGGAACAAGAGGUCCAAGCAGUACCUGCGCCUGGUGGAGACCUCGCUCAAAGGGGAGCGCAUCCUGGGUCACCCAGAGGAGCCGUGCUACCUCUGGUUCGUUAUGGAGUUCUGCGAGGGCGGGGACCUCAACCAGUACAUCUUGUCCCGUCGGCCCGACCCCCAGACCAACCGGAGCUUUAUGCGCCAGUUGACGAGCGCCGUGGCAUUCCUGCACAAGAACAACAUCGUCCACCGGGACCUGAAGCCAGACAACAUCCUCAUCUCGCAGAAAUCCGGCUCGCCCGUUCUCAAAGUGGCCGACUUCGGCCUCAGUAAAGUUUGCGCGGGCCUCAACUCCAAGAACAGCGAGGAACGCCCCGCAGCGGGGGCGGGCGGCAGAGGCAGCAACCAGAACAACAUCAUCAACAUAAACAAGUUCUGGUUGUCGUCGGCUUGUGGCUCUGACUUCUACAUGGCCCCCGAGGUGUGGGAGGGCCACUACACGGCCAAGGCCGACAUCUUCGCCCUGGGCAUCAUCAUUUGGGCGAUGAUCGAGCGGAUCACCUUCAUCGACGCAGAGUCCAAGCGCGAACUGCUGGGCACCUACAUACGGCAGGGCACAGAGAUUGUACCCGUCGGGGAGGCUCUGUUGGAGAACCCCAAGAUGGUUCUCCACAUCCCUCAAAAGGCCAGGAGCUCCAUGUCUGAGGGGCUGAAGAAACUCCUCCAGGACAUGCUUGCAGUCAACCCUCAGGACCGACCGGACGCCUUCCAGCUGGAGGUGCGGAUGGGCCAAGUCACGUGUGCUGCGUGACGGCGCCCACCUUCCCAAAACCUCUCCUCAAAGAAGGGACCCCUUUCCUUCCCAGCUUUGUUUACGACAUGGACGUGGACUCCGAUGGAAACAAAAGAAACUGACAAACUGAAUUGUGAAGAAUCCACAGUCAUGACUUGAGCGGGAAGCGAUGGACCGGCCAAUGAUUCCAAAAACCUGGGAUAGGAACCGUAUGCAAAACCAGACCACAGCAGUGCACUUCAGGUCGUUCCAGGCGGAGCUGAGGACAUUUAACGGGUGGAUGAUGGAUGCGACGGCCAGGUUUAUGACAUGCGUUGUUUUAUAUUUGUCGAUGUUUGUCCCCAACAGCCCCAGAGUAGGCCUGCUCUUCCUUUAACACGUGUAAUGUGAAGGUAACGUACUGGACUGUACCAGCACCUUGAGGUCACAGCGUCACUUUGCUGAUGACGGUAUGUGAACCACACGACGCUACCAGUCUGCUGCGCCGCCCUGUACAACCCCGUGCCUUAAAGAUGAUUCACACCAAGUGCGAUUUGAUCUCGAUUUAAAAUGAUCCGGUGAGUUAAAACUCAAACGAAAAAUCACACUUAUGUCUCGCGCAGAUUUACUUUAUGCAGAAAACCCCCGCAAUUUACCAAUAGAAUAUUUGGCUUUUAGUGAUGUCACACUUUUUAGCAACAGUCCCCAAGGGGCCUCAAUAAUGUCGAGCGGGAAUGCGAUCCGCCGGUGGCCGUCCUCUCAAAAAGCUCACGUGCAUUCACGAUGCUCAAACUGAAACUGUGACUAGAAGGAAGAAAUGGUAUCCGUGUCAAAUGUACGCUCGAGUUAUGAAAGGUUAUUUCUCCAAUCUGUGGCGGGCAGAAAAAGCGUGACUGAUGUUGUAUCGAACGUGUUCGAUAGCAAUGCCACCUUUUCCAGGUAGCAGGCCGGUAUCGGCUCCACACAACACUGUGCUACUGUAACCAAACAAUGUCCUGCAAGGGAGUUUAGUUUAGUGCUCAUGUUCCUGUUGAAUCCAAAGAGCACCUGUUGAAUACAAUUGGUGUAUAUCCGUUUAGAUUGAAAUUAAUGUGUGACCAAGAAACCAUCAGCCGAUGGCUGUUAUGUUGGUAACUUUGUACUAAAUGUUUGGUUGUUGUUGUUCUUCCUUUUACAUUAAGGUUGAGUGACGUUUUAGGAGUGGAGUACAAUACAAUGUAAAGUCAAUGGGUAACCUGCAAUCCUCAUGAAGAGAUAGUGAGACAUUGAUCUGUACUCCACCUUGAGAGUUUGAAGGGUUCUGAUUGGUGUGAUAUGAACAGUGGUUAAUGGCCGUCUGAUUCGGAUUAUUUCCACAUUUGCCAUGUGGAAAUAAUCCCCACAGAGCAGCCGCAUCCUGACUGUCCCCUCGACUUCCUUCCUGUCUUUACUGAAGUGCUUCGAGCUCUCACGUCACGCUGCGUGGAACACGUUCGGUUAGUUGCUGAUCCACAUGAUGGUACUUGAAGCAACCGGGUUAGAUGCAAAGAACAAAAUGCAAAAGUUCCAAAUGCACAGAAUAAUUGAAACGAGCAGAGAGCGGUUAGAAGUAUAGCAGUGAGUCUGACAAGAAGGUUUCUGUAUGUUCUGGACCUACACAGCUCUGCUGGCCUUUACUCUCAAACACAGACCACAGUUCAGUGACUCAGCAGGUUUAAAGGGGCGGUUCACCCCAAAGUCAAAUAGGUAACAGGUCAAACUGGAUAUGGCAUUGCUGUGGUGAUAAGCUAGCUGAGGAUCUUAACAUCUGCUUCACACUGUCCACCUCCCCUGUUGUCACUGUCUUUGUUUCUCUGAGCCGUUUCAUUUAGCUCUCUUAAAACUAGUAAUGAUUCCACUUGAAAGACACUUAACACUAUGCAAAAUGUCCCACUGCCUCACCGUAAACACCGUACAGACACAAUCGUGUGGAACAUCUUUUCUCUUUUUAGUGCAUAUAUUUCCAGUGUGUACAGAAAAGUACGUUUUGUUCAAUAAGAACGGGAUUUUUGUUAUUGAAGCUGACAGGAGCCAUUCGGUGUUUGAGAAAGCAUCGUGUUUUGCUGUAAAUAUGUUUGACAACUUUUCUUGGAAUAAAAUGAUCAAAUCCUGUCUGGAUUAUAAAUGU